This is a messenger RNA of Hipposideros armiger (great roundleaf bat), 2960 nucleotides long. RefSeq names its product molybdenum cofactor synthesis 1 (gene MOCS1). Lineage: Eukaryota; Metazoa; Chordata; Mammalia; Chiroptera; Hipposideridae. Gene Ontology annotation, molecular function: 4 iron, 4 sulfur cluster binding; GTP 3',8'-cyclase activity; metal ion binding. The record is from RefSeq and is a predicted model, not a curated record. The transcript is spliced from 10 exons. Gene Ontology annotation, biological process: Mo-molybdopterin cofactor biosynthetic process. Bases 84 to 2156 code for a protein of 690 amino acids.
AUGACCCAGGGCAGCGAGUCCCAGGGCUAGUGUGCUACCGAAGUCGGCUUCCUAGUGGAGUCUCGCUCUGGCCAGCAAGCUUCAUGGCAGCGCCACUGGUGUCCCGGAUGCUGCGGCAGGUCCUGAGGUCCAGCACCCGGAGCUGCAACUCAGGCGCUCCAGUGACGCAGCCCCGCCCGGGGGAGCCCUCCCAAUCUGCCAUAGAGGAUGUGUCCACACGGAGGCAGUUCCUGAGGGAGCACCCGAUCCCCUUCUCUGCCUUCCUCACUGACAGCUUCGGCCGGCAACACAGCUACCUGCGGAUCUCCCUCACGGAGAAGUGCAACCUCAGAUGUCAGUACUGCAUGCCCGAGGAUGGUGUCCCACUGACCCCCAAGGCUGACCUGCUGACCACAGAGGAGAUCCUGACCCUUGCACGGCUCUUUGUGAGAGAAGGCGUGGAUAAGAUCCGCCUUACGGGUGGAGAGCCGCUCAUCCGGCCGGAUGUGGUGGACAUUGUGGCCCAGCUCCACCAACUGGAGGGGCUGAGGACCAUCGGCAUCACCACCAACGGCAUCAACCUAGCCCGGCUGCUGCCUCGGCUUCAGAAAGCUGGUCUCAAUGCCAUCAACAUCAGCCUCGACACGCUGGUACCAGCCAAGUUUGAGUUCAUCGUCCGCAGGAAAGGCUUCCACAAGGUCAUGGAGGGCAUCCACAAGGCCAUCGAGCUGGGCUACAGCCCUGUGAAGGUGAACUGUGUGGUGAUGCGAGGCCUGAACGAGGACGAGCUCCUGGACUUCGUGGCCUUGACGGAGGGGCUGCCCCUGGACGUGCGCUUCAUAGAGUACAUGCCCUUUGAUGGGAACAAGUGGAACUUCAAGAAGAUGGUCAGCUAUAAGGAGAUGCUGGACACCCUGCGGCAGCGCUGGCCGGAGCUGGAGACGCUGUCCGGGGAGGAAUCUACCACAGCCAAGGUUUGGGGGGGCAACAGCUGGGCUGCGUGGGGAGGAAGGUCCCGCCCUCACCCUAGGACAGGUGAGCUGGCAGGGGCUGCCCUGAGGUUGGAGCGCAGCGACGCAGGGCAACCUUCUGCCCCUCAUUGCAGGAAGCCUGCCCUGAGUGUGACCCAGCCCUGGGAGGCCUGGGUGCUGGCGCUCAGCCCAGGGGGGGUCCCUAGGGUUCAGGGCCUCGGCUCAGGGAUGAGGGAGUCAUGGUGUCCUCACCACCCCCAUGGUGACCCCCUGCAGGUCUGCCUGUUCGGGAACUCCGAGGUCUCUCUCCGAGAUCACCUGCGGUCCGGGGCCUCCGAGGAGGAGCUGCUGAGCAUCAUCGGGGCCGCUGUGGGCAGGAAGAAGCGGCAGCAUGCAGGCAUGUUCAAUAUUUCCCAGAUGAAGAACCGGCCCAUGAUCCUCAUCGGGUUAUUUUUGAUGUUCCAAGAUUCCCCACCAGCCAUUCCAAGCAUUUCUUCCUUGGACUCCCUCGGUGUUCAGGGUCUGAGACACAGAGUGAGUUACUCCAGCCAGGUGGCCACUUUAUGGACAGGAGGCCGGGUCCCCCAGACCCCGUCCCUCGCCCAGCGGUGGCUGGGGUCUGGCUCCCCUCGGAGACACUACAGUUCCCACUCAGACUCAGAUACCGACCCAAAGUGCCUUAGCCCCGUGUCCCGGGCUCCGGCCUCCCGCUCAGGACCCCUGCCAACCUCGGACCAAUUAACCCACGUGGACACAGAAGGCCGGGCAGCCAUGGUAGAUGUGGGUGGUAAGCCCAACACAGAGCGGAUGGCCGUGGCCUCCGCCGUGGUCCUCCUGGGGCCCGUGGCCUUCAAACACAUCCAAGAGAACCAGCUAAAGAAGGGAGAUGCCCUGGUGGUGGCCCAGCUGGCUGGAAUCCAAGCAGCCAAGGUGACGAGCCAGCUGAUUCCUCUGUGUCACCCUGUGGCCCUGAGCCAUGUCCAGGUGCGGCUGGAGCUGGACAGCACACGCCAUGCCGUGGUGAUCCAGGCAUCGUGCCGGGCUCAGGGCCCCACUGGGGUGGAGAUGGAGGCCCUGACCUCAGCUGCUGUGGCUGCCCUCACCCUGUAUGACAUGUGCAAGGCUGUCAGCAGGGACAUCGUGUUGGGAGAAAUCAAGCUGAUCAGCAAGACUGGAGGUCAGAGGGGGGAUUUCCAUCGGACUUAGAGCGCCUGCCCCCUCUCAUCCGUGACCCAGCCAGGUCAUGGGAUGGGAUGCAACUGGGGCCGAGGGAAGAUGUCAAGUUCCUUGAACCCCAUCACUGUUUACCGUGACCAGUGGGAACCCGAGGUCAGCCCGCUCCCUUACUACCGAUGCCCUUCGAUGCCCUUUGAGGCUUCCUUUAUUCAGAGAGGAAACCCGCAGGCCUUUCAGCCUUCCUAGACACGAAGGUCAUGGGAGGGGGUCGCCAUGAGCAAUGCUAGAUAACUGAAAAAUUACAUUGUGUUAUCCGUGGACUAUUUCAGACAACCAGUUUCAGACAAUCCGGCCCCUAACUUCCACUUCUCAUUUUGGGUUUUCUCUUCUGCUACUUCCCUGGGGAGAGAAUAAGGGCUCACGAAGCAGAGAACCCACUUUGAGGGGGAAAGCACAGCUUGCACGAAGAAUGUACGACUUCUCUUCAGCAGCUUUGCCUGCCCAAGUCUGUGGAACCAUAGCCCCGCUCUGCCCCUGCCUCUUCGCCAUCCAUCCUCGGAAAGAGCCCGUUUCCCUUCAAAUGUACAGGCUCUCUGUUUAACCGUUGCACCGUCCUCCUGCCUGCACCCUUUCUUUAGGCUCCUCCUCUCACAGGACACGCACGUAGGCUGCAGAACACACUGACCGACCACUCAUGGCCACACCUGGCCCUGCGCACGGCUGUUCCCCACACCCCUCUAUUCUGGAACAUAUCAGGGAAAGAAGAGAGCUGAAGAUUGCCUUCACCCUCACAGCACACAAAAUAAAGCUGCAAUGCCAACUUUGGAGAUGCAA